CUGGCAGAAGUGGAGCUCCCUAUGCUAGAGACCUGGACUUUGACCAAAUAACAUUCCUUUCGGCUUAUUUAUCUUUUUGAAAUGAAAACAAUUCCCACCUGACUUACAAUGUAGUUACGAAGAUCAAACAUGAAAGUACUUUGUGAAAUGGAUAAACUGCUUUCAUAAUUUACAUUUAUUCAAUGAAAGAGCACCUGUUUCAUGGCAUCCACUGUAGGCACUGGAGAAGCAUGAAGAGUAAGAGAGGGUCUUGAUCUUCUAAGGAACUCAAAAGCUAGAGGGUAUUUUUAGGAUAAUGGGUAGGGUGGGAUCUUCAGACAGUGGACCUGAGGACUCAGAAACUAGAAUUGGCCUAAAGAAAGCUACGGUCAGUCUACUGAGAGGUGCAGAGCGACAGUAACAGUUUCGAGAUGCCUUAACCCAGUAGGUGUGCCCCAAACGUUCUUUCCGCUGCGUGUGUCGUCGUCAAGGUGAGGGCUGAAGCAGCUCAAAUGCUCCAUGAGCGGGAGGAAGCUGUGGGAUGAUGGGGAGGGUCCCAACAAAGACUGGAGCCUCGUCAGCAUCACAGAAACCACAGGAAACCAGGUCAGUGUGUGGGGCCCGCUCCCCUCACUCCAGGGCUCUGCUGUGAGCUCUGUGGCUUCCUGAGCAGCCUGUACUGAAGAGUGGGUCCUUGAAGCCAAAGGCCCCUUCGGCAUGGAGCCCUCCGUCCAGAAAAGCUGGAACUGACUAGAGAAAUCUGAGCUGUACUAAGAGUCGGCCAGGUGGGGAACCAGGCUGCCAAUGGGGCCCUGUGAGGCUUGUGUGCAGCCUUUAGUGCUUUCUUGUGGUUCUGCCCAACUCCAAUGGUGUGCCAGUCACCUCUCUCUCUCUCGCAUCCAGUGCAGAGCAGUGUUUAAUAGCUCUGUCAGUUCUCUAAGGGAGGGGAUGAAGCAAAUGUCUAGAGGAGACAAAAGUGAACAGCUAGUUAACGGGCGGGCGUGUAGGAUCUAGAGGGUGUUGCAGAGUAGGAGGGGUUAAAACAUGGGUGCAGCUGUCCAUGUGCUGGCCUCUUUCCUGCUGUUUCCCUGCCAGAGCAGGAGAAAUGCCCUCCAGUUGGAGACAGCAGGGUGUUCUGGGGGGCAAACAUCCCUCAGUCCCUCUGCUUGGAGGAGAAGGAAUGUGGCCCGGCCUGCUCGUUAGGAUCUAGGAGGAGCUUUGGGGCUGGGCGGGGCAAGGGCAGGCUGAGGCAAGGGUUCCUACUGGCAUUGUGCGCCCUGUUGCUGUACUGCAAAGUCCUGCUGCCCACCUUCAGGCCGUACAGCCAUGUUCUGGGUGCCCUGACCCAACGGAAGUCCAUGGGGCACCCCAGACUGGCAGCCCUGCCCCUGCCUCUCCACCUGCUGCUCAUUGGUGUCUCUGCCUCCGCUGGGAUUGGCUUCCCCACCUGUCUGCCCCACUGGACUACCUGCUGUCUGCUGGUCUCCCACAUGAAUGACAGUUUCACUGGCCUUUCCCGGAGCUGGUUCCUCCACCUGGUGCAGAAACCCAAAAAGUCUUACCUGUUCCAGUUCUGUAGGAGACACAAGAUGCCGGCAUCUGCUCAGAGGAAGCUGCUGCAUCGCUGUUGCCUGCCUAAGAAGGACCAUCACAUCUCCAUCCCCUCCCCAGACAUCUUCCAAAAUGGGCCGCGCUUCAAAAGGACCCAGCCUUCCCAUCCAGAGGCAGUGGAAGGUCUCCCGAGACAGGACUCACAAAGGCAUAAAGGGCCCGAGUUCUCCUUUGACUGGCUGCCUGAGGCACGGGCUAUUCGCGUGAGCAUUCCCUCCGGCCCCGAGGUCAGCGUGCGUCUUUGUCACCAGUGGGCACUGGAGUGCGAAGAGCUGAGCAGCCCCUUUGACGUCCAGAAAACCGUGUCUAGAGGCCACACUGUAGACCUGCCUUAUGAAUUCCUUCUGCCCUGUCUGUGCAUAGAGGCAUCCUACCUGCAAGAGGAUACAGUGAGGCGCAAAAAAUGUCCCUUCCAGAGCUGGCCGGAAGCCUAUGGCUCGGACUUUUGGAGGUCAGUGACCUUCACUGACUACAGCCAGCACAGUCAGAUGGUCCUGGCCCCGACACUCCGCUGCCCUGUGAAGCUGGAAGCCUCCCUCUGCCAGAGGCAGGGCGGGAACACCCUCUGCGAAGACCUCCCCAACGCCACAGCUCGGGAGUCGGAGGGGUGGUAUGUUUUGGAGAAGGUGGACUUGCACCCCCAGUUCUGUUUCAAGUUCUCUUAUGGAAACAGCAGCCACAUUGAAUGUCCCCAUCAGACUGCCCCAUCCUGGAAUGUGAGCAUGGGCACGCAGGCCCAGCAGCUGAUCCUGCACUUCUCCACGAGGACGCAUGCCACCUUCAGUGCUGCCUGGAGCCACCCAGACAUGGGGCAGGACGGCCUGCUGCCCCCUGUGUACAGCAUCAGCCAGACUCAGGGCUCAAGUCCAGUGACACUAGAGCUCAUCAUUCCCUUCCAGAGGCCAGGGGCCUGUGUUCUGGUGUGGAGGUCAGAUGUCCAGUUUGCCCGGAAGCACCUCUUGUGUCCAGAUGUCUCUAAUAGACACCUGGGACUGUUGAUCCUGGCACUGCUGGCCCUCACCACUCUCCUAGGAGUUGUUUUAGUUCUCAUCCUCCGGCGCCCAUUGUCAGGCCCCGGCCAACCGCACCCGGUGCUGCUCCUGCACGUGGCGGACUCCGAGGCGCAGCGGCGCCUGGUGGGGGCGCUGGCCGAGCUGCUGCGGGCCACGCUGGGCGGCGGGCGCGAUGUGAUCGUGGACCUGUGGGAGGGGGCGCGCGUGGCGCGGGUGGGCCCGCUGCCGUGGCUGUGGGCGGCGCGGGCGCAGGUGGUGCGGGAACGGGGCACCGUGCUGCUGCUGUGGAGCGGCGCGGGCUCCAGCCCCGCCCGCGGCCCGGACCCCCGCACCGCGCACACCCUGCGCGCCCUGCUCCGCGCCGCGCCGCGCCCGCUCCUGCUGCUCGCCUACUUCAGCCGCCUCUGCGCCAAGGCCGACAUCCCGCCGCCGCUGCGCGCCCUGCCGCGCUACCGCCUGCUGCGCGACCUGCCGCGCCUGCUGCGGGCGCUGGGCGCCAGCCCCGCCGCCCGGGCCGCCGGCUGGGGCCGCCUGGGCACUCGGUCCUGCCUGCGGAACCGCCUGGAACUGUGUCGCCGGCUAGAACGCGAGGCAGCCCAACUUGCCCACCGAGGCUGACUGAGCGGUGCUCCCCAGCAACCCAGAUGUCUUGGCCACCGGUGUAAGGGCACUGGCUGGCACUCAGAAAGAGGCUUCCACCCAGGAAUUCUCAGGGUGCCUCCCGAGGACUACGCCCCAAAGCCUUGUUUCCCUGCGGUCCAGCCCGGGAGCAGGGCACCGGCCUCAUCCUGGUCCUUUCACACUUUGGUCCUGCUUCCUCCUGAAGCUUCCCUGCCUCUCAGGACUCCCAGGGAGAGAGUCUCUCUUUGCUGGGGGCUCCUCUGACGCUAGUCCUGAUGUGGGAGGGGGACCUCCAGAAUUCCGGAGAGCAGUGUGCACAUGCUCCAGGGAAGGCUGGAGAGGUUGAGGCAGGGGUGGGGGGACUCAGGAGCCCUGGCCUUUCUGAAGGGGGUUGACUCCAGAGAAGUAGGAGGAACCCCCUUGGGGGUCAGGGAUCCUUCUUUCCCACGCCCAGGCCUCGCUCGGGUGGAAAGGGAGGGAGGACUGGACCCAGGGGAAAAGGCUUUGGCCCCAGGUGGCCAGGGCAAAGGUGGGGCCGUGGACACCGAGGUGGAGAAAGAUGAAUAAAGGCAAACAUGAUGGAUAAAC
Pipistrellus kuhlii (Kuhl's pipistrelle) is the source of this 3812-nucleotide messenger RNA. It is a transcript of the gene IL17RE, whose product is annotated as interleukin 17 receptor E. The transcript is spliced from 15 exons. Lineage: Eukaryota; Metazoa; Chordata; Mammalia; Chiroptera; Vespertilionidae. Bases 1338 to 3221 code for a protein of 627 amino acids. Gene Ontology annotation, molecular function: interleukin-17 receptor activity. The record is from RefSeq and is a predicted model, not a curated record.